ACAGCGACCGCCAGGAAAUGAGUAAGCUAGAAAGUGAUCGUCGUAGUAACGCCAGCUUCGUAGCCAGAGAAGAAUGAGUGUGGAGGAUGCUGAGAGAAACUGGAAGGAGCUCCGACUGAGCCCUUUGUCCGCCUAAACUUAUCCAGCAUGAAAGCCGCGUGAAAAAGUCCGGCGUAGGAAAGGACGCGGGCAAAGAGAUCCGUGUUAACCGUUUAGGGUCAUACAAGAAGUUUGCAGGACGCUGAAAGUUUUUGCCAUGCCAGCAGGAAUCUUCCGGGUGUGCCUGGUGGUUAUCACGGCUAUCGUCAACCAUCCGCUCCUCUUCCCAAAGGAAAAUGUCACUGUUCUUGAAAACACACAGGAAGUCAUCCAGAAGAUGAAAGAGCGGGAGGAGAACCUGAGGCUGGAGCAGCUUAAACUGGAACAGGAGAUUGCCAUGCAGGAGACCUUAACAAAGCCUUCAGUGAAGGCUGCAGAGACAGAGGAGCAAUACAAUCACAAUCCCCUCUCUUGGAAUUUCUGGACUGCUUUGUCCAUGGUGGUUUUCCUUCUGAUUGAGUUUUGGCGGCAGGACUACAAGGAAGGGACUUGGCAGAAUUAUGCCAAUGAGGAGGAUGAAAUUAGUGUCCUUGGGAAAGCGCUCAAGGGAGUCGUCCUGCCAGACAAUGCCACACUGGCUAACUUCUAUGAAAAAUGCCUCCAGAUUGUGACUGGUGAUAUCGCCAGAAACCGAGAGCUUGUAGAAGGCUUUGCAGAUGACUUGCUGGAAGCCCUGAGAAGUGUGUGUAACCGAGAUGCAGACAUGGAAGUGGAAGAAUCCAUAGGAGUCGGGAGCAUGUAUGAGAACUGGAGAGCUCACAAGCCCUUAGCUUGUGACUUCAUUGUCCCUUUUACUCCUCCGGAGCCAUAUUGUUUCCAGUUAGAAAGCUGGUGUUCGGAAGAAACUGUCUCCCCAGACAAACAGGGUUAUGGGAUGAUAAAGAUCUCGCGGGCGGAUGAGAACUCAACAGGAUGUAUCUGCGACAAGACUAAGCUCGGGGAAGACCUGCUGUGUCUUCUUCACAGCAAAAUGAACCAAGCUAGGCAGAACCAACAUAUGGAGGACCUCCUUUGUUAUAAGGACACUCGAUACCUUGAUUCUGACCAGGUUAUGACGUGGUUCCAGCUUGCGCUUACUAAGGCAUGGAACAAAAUUUCACACAAGUACGAGUUCAACCUCACUUUCAAUCUCCUGGAUGCGCCUGGGGCUCUAAAAAUCAAGUUUCGAUCUGGAAAGACCAUUACUUUCAACCUCACCCCAGUGGUACAAUAUGCUGAUUCUGAUGUAUAUUUCAUCUCCCAUUUCCCAUGCAGUAGCCUGGCAGAGGGCCCCUCUUCCAGCAUUCACUGGCUUCUCACGUUUGCAGUAUAUGAGAAGAGAUACAUCCAGUUUAUUUCCAAAACUCUGCCUGCCAACUCCUGCCACCUCAGCUGCCUCCAGAUUCUGUCCUUCCUUCAUGGAAAGCAGUGCAGUCUAAUGGGAGCAAGCAGCCUUACAAACUACCACUUCAAAACAGUGAUGCUACAUUUACUACAGACACUUCCUUGUGCAGACUGGGCCUCUACACAGCUGCAAGCCAGGCUGCAAGACAUGCUCAAAUUUUUAGAGAAAAGCUUGCAGGAAAAGAGGCUUUACCACUUUUUCGUUGGGAACAGGAACCUGCCAGAGGAACUGGGUAUCCCCAUAGAGUUCCAAAAGGCAGAACCUCUAAACCUUUUCCGCCUCUUUGUAUUGCAACGAGGCGCUUACAGAAAGACUAUGGACACGUUUCACGAGAUGCUAAAGAACACAGCAGCUUUAAUAAAUGAAUAUGCCAUGCAUGUUCCCAAUGGACGAGUGACCUCACUACAUAAAGAACCCCUGUAGCCAAAUCUCUGAGAAUUACAAUAUGAACAGAUCUCCCCCACUGGGAGCAAACUGCUUUAUAUGCUCACAUAACUCCAAAGAUUGGUAGAAUGGAGAUACUUUUCUCAUUUUCUUCCCAAUGAUGUUGGCUGAUAUUUAUGCAGCUUUUAACAUUUAAACUGUUGUGUGUCAAGUUUGUUGUAAAUAGUUUAAGCAAAAGAGGUAUCUAAUUUAUUCCUAUAUCGACAUUACAGACCUUGGGAUUUGGUAGAGUCUCUGUGGUUUGUUUAUGUGAAGAUGGAGAUGGUGGCAGCUCUGCAAAAGGAGUCCUUGUAGGAGAGAAAACAUAGUUUGAAAAUUGGUGGUAGAGGAUCAGCCCUGUACUUCACAAAUGAUCAAACAUCCACUGUGAAGGGAAUUAUUUUACAUUGUCCUAAGCUAUUAAGCAAAUGCAAAAGUAGGUUGCAGAAAUACCAGUUCAGUAGAGCUUCCUGCAACUAUCUAGAUAGCCUCUACAUACUUUCACACCCUGAGCCCCUGGAGAGGAUCUAGAAUUUCUGUCCACCUCUAGUGUAAUAUAUUCAUAUCUGUGAACCAAUGGGAAUACUUACAAAAAGCCAUCCAAUGAUGCAAGCAUCAUGCAGGGUAUUUGAGCAUGCCUUUUCUACAUUUCCAGCUACUAUUGCUUUUAAGACUUGACACGCCAGUAAAAUACCUUUUUCGUAUUUCUCUCCGAACUGGCAAGAAUAGUUUCCAGAACUGUUAGAUUAACCACUAGCCUAAACAGAUCAUUACCUUGGUGCCAAGGAUCUGAGUUUAUUUUUACAUGUUAAGUGUCACAGGCAGACCACAGCAAUAAACUGCUGUUCUCAACAAAACGAAAGAAUGACCAUAUGUUUUAAGAUUUCCUGACAUUCAGGUUGUUCUACAAAUAUGACAUCCUGGAUUGGUGCCCAUAUAUUUGAUGUAAUGUGAGAGAAAGGAAGGACAAAAAUUGAGGUGUGGUUGUUUUUUUUAAAGGAUCCUUUCGGAAGGCAAAGGUGCUACUACCAGCUGUAGUGGCUGGGCUCUGACUCCACAUUUGGAAACAGCAAUGCUUCUGAAUACCAGGGAUCCACAGGAGGGGAGAGGGCUCUUGGCCUUGGGCCUUGUUUGCGGGCUUUCCACAGGCCACACGGAGAACAGGGUGCUAGAUUAGAUGAGCCAUUGGCUCUUCCUUUACUGCUUUCCAGCUUGCAUUUGUAUCUGCUGUGAUUCUGAACAUGUGCCAGGUUUUGUUCUUUUCUGGAAAAGGGCUUUGGAAAUGGCAGUUAUCACUUAGGAAGUAAGACUUUACUACUGCUGCUGCUGCUAUUCUCUAGAGUCUAGUGCCCAGACUGCAUUGCUACGCUGCUGCUUAGAUGGAACACACUGUGUUCUAAUAGCAAUAGUUAAAUGCCAAUGGGGAAAGUUUGUAUUGCAGUGGGGAGGGGGGUUGUUUUUGUUUUAGGAAUGGUCUCCUGAACUGAGAACUUGAUUGCUGGAUAAACAGAAGUAUGAACACCACAUAGGUUCAUAAAGGAGCCAAACGUGUUUAUAGGCAGAAUUUUCAUCUUACAUAAUAAAGCACUGCUCUCCUGUACAUUACCUGCAUGCCCAUGUAGCAGUGUAGGUCCACUCAAAAGACACACAGAGAACAUGGUUCCUGCCACCACAAAUCUCUAUUUAAUCAGUCAUUAGGAGGGAGAAUAUAGGGACCAAAUUGUGCCCCUGCCCCACUCCCAGAAAACAUGCCAUUUGUGCUUUGUUAAUGGAUCAGCAAUGCGCCUUUGCAACCGGGUCUCUGGGUGGAAGGAACCAUAGAUGCAUACAGCCCCAGUAUAUGCAUGUAGGUCUUAUGCACAUUUAUGAUUCUAGCUUGAAAGAGAGCUUUCUGACAUCUGUAUUUUCAUUAAACUCUGUCUUCUGCCAGUUCCUCUCAUGGAGCUACAAUUCCCAAGAGUAUCCUGGGAAGAUCAUUAAACCACUCUGGAAAUGGUAGCUCUAUGAGGGGAACAGGAGCCUCCUAGCAUCUCUCAACUACCUUGACAAACUACAAUUCCCAUGAUUCUUUGGUAUGGCACUGUUUUAAAUGUGUAGUGCAGAUGGGGGCCAAGAUGAUGAUGGUGGUGGUGAUGGGCCAAAAAAGGGCAUUUCAGCAUUCCAAACCUGUUCAGCAGGUAGGCUAGUUACACAUCCUACCAGAAAGAGCUUGCUCGCAGAGUGCUAUUUUUCUAGAAAAAGAGGUGACAGAACUCACCAUGAAUACCUUCCUCGUUCUUAGAAUGGCAAAUGCACCCACCUGAGAGGUGCCAGAAAUGAGUUCUGGCAAGCUCUGGCUGGAAAAAAAAAAGCCCUGCCCACACACUUCUUUUUAAAUC
This is a messenger RNA of Zootoca vivipara (common lizard), 4284 nucleotides long. RefSeq names its product inositol 1,4,5-trisphosphate receptor interacting protein (gene ITPRIP). Gene Ontology annotation, cellular component: membrane. Gene Ontology annotation, molecular function: protein kinase inhibitor activity. Lineage: Eukaryota; Metazoa; Chordata; Lepidosauria; Squamata; Lacertidae. The record is from RefSeq and is a predicted model, not a curated record.